AUGAACAACUUGCCUAAACUGCUGAUAACAAAGACAAGCUUGAGGCUGCAACUGGCUCAAUUGAAUGCUGACAAUGACAAUUUGACUAAGGCCAAAUCCGUUGUUGAUGCCAAAUUGGAAGACGCUGAAAGAGAAAAAGCUGCUCUUAAUGAAGAAGUUGAAGCCGUAAUUGAGAAGUUGAGAAUUACUAAGAACGACUUGGGAAGAACUAAAACCGAACUCGACCAACUCCAACAGAAUAUUGACUACCUCAAGAAGUAUGCCGACACCGAUGCCGCUGAUAAGAAAAAACUCAAUGGAACUGUUAAUGAGAGCAAUAAGAAGAUUGAGGAAUUGAGUGCCAAAGUCGACGAACUUUCUGAUGUUAUUACAAGAAGAGAACAAGAAGUCGCUGAAGCCAAUGAAGAGCUUGAAACAGUCAAGAAGGACAAAUUUGCCAAAGAAAAGGAGGCAAAGAAGUUGAAAGCAGAAAACGACGAAAUUAAAGAGAACAUGAAGAAAUUGGCGAAUGACAAAGACCAACUUUCUUCUGAAAAGAAGAAGCUUCAAGACGAAUAUGACCAACUUAAUGACUUGGUCUCUGGACAUGAAGAUGAGACCAACAAUCUGAAUGUUGACGAAUUAAGAGACAAAACAGCUAAAGACAAGAAGAAAAUAGCACAUUUGGAACAAAAAUUGCAAGACCUUGAAUAUAGACCAGUUGGGACUUCAAAUAUCGAUCAAACAGAGGUCAACAAGAGAGACAACCAAAUUGCUGAUUUGGAGAAGGCAGUUGCUGCGUUGAAAGAUCAGAACACUCAACUUGAUGCUGCUUUUAAGAUAUGA
Molecule: messenger RNA, 825 nt
Organism: Entamoeba invadens IP1
Lineage: Eukaryota; Evosea; Mastigamoebida; Endamoebidae
Product: myosin heavy chain, clone, putative
Exons: 3
Coding region: 1-825 (274 amino acids)
Source: RefSeq, a predicted model, not a curated record